AUGGCUGAACCACCCACCACUGAAACAGCGAUGCCCGCCCCCGUCGCUUUCAAGCAAAGGAGCCGACGAGCCAAGGACAACGUGAGAAAGCGACCUGCCAGCCCCUUGCUAGCGCAUGGCGACUCCUCUUCCUCUUCUUCAGACGACGAGCGCGGCGCUGUAGACGGACCUCGGACCAAGCGCAACAAGAAGGCAGCGAUCUCAGCGUCCUCGACGAGUCAACGAAACCCCGAUCAAGAUCACGGCCCUACAGCCUUCCUCGCGAACCGUGAAGUGCCAAUAUCAGACACAAACGAUGCCACGAAGCGGAAAGACUGGUAUGAUCAACCGACAACCAAGGGCCCCGCUCGCGCUGCCUCCAAUGUGCGCAUCACUACAACCUUCGACUUCAAGCCCGACGUCUGCAAAGAUUACAACAAGACCGGGUGGUGUGGUUUUGGCGAUGCUUGCAUAUUUCUUCACUCGCGAGAUGACAUCAAGCAAGGAUGGCAGCUUGAUAAAGAAUGGGAAGACGUGGUAAAGAGCAAGAAGAAGACUAGCGGUGAUCGCGAAGCUGUGGAGGAUGAGGGAGACGCAGAAAUGCUGGAAAAGAUCCCUUUUGCAUGCAUUAUCUGCGAGGGGCCUUACAAGCAACCUGUCGUCACGCGAUGUGGCCAUUAUUUCUGCGAGGCAUGUGCCCUCAAGAGGUACAGGAAGGAUCCCACGUGUAAGAACUGCGGGGCUGCGACCAUGGGAGUUUUCAACACAGCGUCGAAAUUGGAGGGACUGUUGCGACGGAAGAGAGAGCGUGAAGAGAAGCUGGGGGCAGCACAAGAACGAGAUGAAUAG
Messenger RNA from Fusarium musae, 828 nucleotides. RefSeq lists its product as uncharacterized. The record is from RefSeq and is a predicted model, not a curated record. NCBI's taxonomy places the organism in Eukaryota, Fungi, Ascomycota, Sordariomycetes, Hypocreales, Nectriaceae. Gene Ontology annotation, molecular function: metal ion binding. The transcript has 2 exons. Gene Ontology annotation, biological process: snoRNA splicing. The coding region runs from base 1 to 828 and encodes 275 amino acids. Gene Ontology annotation, cellular component: U2-type spliceosomal complex.